AUGAGCAAACUCCUGCAGCAACAAGCCUGCUUUGAAAGCAUCAAGUCCCUGUGCGCCAACUACAAGAAAGACUCAGCGGACAGGAAAACUCGCGACUAUUUAAACAAACGGCUGGCCAAUCUCGACGCCUUAUGGGAUAAGUUCGAAAGCCAACAUGAGGUCCUCGAGACAGAAAUCGAGGACAAAAACAUCACCUACUUUCAAGAAGACAUCCACACAAAAACAAAAAACAUGUACGACGUUACUAAGGCGGAUAUGCUAAACUUGAUUCACAAGCUAACUGAAGCGAACAGUUCAGUACAAUUCGACCUUACAGAGCGUCUGGAAGGAACGGAAACCGGAACCAGUAACGUCAUUCAACUGUUAAGCAAACAAGAAUGCAACUUCAAGGCAAUCGACCGAGCGAUGUCAAAAAUUGCCAUUGCCCCUAACAAUGAAAAAUGGGAAUUAGAAGAUAAUCUUAAUAUCCUAAAAUCAAAAUGGACGGACAUAGACAAACAACACUGGGAGAUAGAUGGCUUACUCAAAGGCGCUCAUGAAACUUACUACAAUAUAUUCACCGACAUAGAAAACAGCGACUACGUACGGGACCUCCAAGACCACAGGGAAGUUCCGGUGUUACACGACUUUCUCUACUUUCUAGAGAGCAAAUUCAUGGCUUAUGAAACCAUGAAACGCGCCAAAAAGGAUGUCACCACCCAACAGAAGCAAGCAUCCGUGAAACCCUUUAGUAAGGAAUAUCAAACCAAGAAGCCUAACUACAAUAACUUUAACUAUUUCAAGAAUAACUUCAAAACAUACCAUGCAACACACGGUCAAUGUCCACUUUGCGAAGGGGGGCACUCGCUGAGACAAUGUCAGAAGUUUGUUGACCUGGAUAUACCGCAACGCAACAACAUGGUUGCGAAACUAAAGGUCUGCAAAAACUGUUUGUCCGAUCACGGGGACAGGGAAUGCAGAUCUCAAAAUACGUGCAAAGAAUGUAACAUGAAACAUCAUUCAUUAUUGCACAAUAAUAACAUGAAGAAACAAAUAACUUCUAAAUAUACAAAAUUUCAAUUCGGGCCAAAGCCAUCAACUUCCACUCAACAACCAACGAGCCAUCAUAUAGCAACAAAUGAGGUAGAAGUCCUGCUAACUACGGUUCAGCUUCAACUUCAAGCAAGCAACGGGACAUUUACAACGCUACGCGCAUUACUAGAUCAAGGCUCUCAGCUAAAUCUCAUAACUGAAAAUGCCGCACAAUUACUAAACCUACCCAGGAAGAAGCUAAAUGGGACUAUAACUGGAAUCGGGACCUUAACCUGCAAAGGAAAAGCAGAGCUUAAGGGCAAGUCCUUGCAUUCCGAUUAUACAUUUCAAACAAAAGCAUUUAUCGUCCGCAAAAUAACUAGGAACUUACCUAACCCCACAUUCAAGAAAGCAGACUGGCCGCACAUACAAAACUUAAAACUAGCGGACCCUGACUUCGACGUGUCGCGCCCCAUAGACCUGCUACUCGGGGCCCACGUUUACGCUGACGCCCUCAUGAACGGGCUAAUAAAAGCUGGUAAAAGGGCUCCAAUUGCCCAACAAACCCAGCUAGGUUGGAUUAUCAGUGGAAGCCUGACAACUCCCACCUCACCCAGCUGCCACGCAGCCUUAACUAACAUGGAUGAACUUACCAAAUUUUGGGAAAAUGAAGACAUCUCGCAAAACGACGCGGAUAGGUCUACGGACGAUAAAUGUGAAGAUUACUACCAGCAAACUGUUAAGCGGGGCCCCGUUGGAAAAUACAUUAUGAAAAUGCCACUAAGCGCAAAAUACGAAAAAAAGCUGGGAAAUUCAAAACAAAUAGCGAUCUCUCAGUUUCUACAACUAGAACGCAAACUGCAAAGGCAACCAAAACUAGCCCAAAUGUAUCGGGAAUUUAUGAAAGAAUAUUCCGAUCUGCAGCACAUGAAGCCUUCAAAUUCAUCCUCAGCACAAGACUGUUACCUUCCGCAUCAUGGGGUAUUGAGGGCAAAAGCAUCCACCACAAAGUUAAGGGUUGUUUAUAAUGCAUCACAAAAAACCAGCAGCGGCUAUAGCUUAAAUAGCCUCCAAGAAAAGGGUCCUAACCUACAAAGGGACAUUCAAGCCCUGAUUCUAAAAUGGAGGUCCUACAAAUACGCCUUUUGCGCUGAUGUCCAAAUGAUGUACAGAUGCAUAUGGAUCUCUGAGGACCAACAACAUCUUCAGAAGAUAAUAUGGCGAAACUCGCCUUCUGAAAAACUUCAGGAAUACCAACUCUGUACAGUAACCUACGGCCAAAAAUGUGCAGGUUGGUUAGCAACAAGAACACUCAAGCAGUUGGCCAUUGACGAUGGUCACAAACAUCCCGAAGCUGCCGAAACACUAAAUAACGAAUUCUACGUUGACGACCUCAUCAGCGGUCGCAACGCAAUCGAAGAAGCAAAAGAACUACAGAGCUCACUAAUAAGCCUACUCAAAGGUGGAGGGUUCUCUGACGCAAGUGAGAAAGCGUUUGCCUGCGUCAUUUACACUCGUGUUAAGGAUGACAACGGGAAGCCGCGAACAACUCUACUAGCAGCGAAAACUAGGGUUGCCCCCAUAUCGCAAAAAACUACUCUACCAAAGUUAGAAUUAUGUGGAACCCUACUACUAGCCCAACUCAUGAAGAAGGUAUUGGAAGCCUACAAAGACUACGAUGUAAAUAUACAAGCAUUUUGCGACUCCCAAGUAACCCUCGCAUGGCUACAGGGGGACGAGUCACGAUGGGAAAAAUACGUGGCCAACCGAGUAGUAAAGGUCACACAAAUAAUACCAGCAGACAAGUGGAAUUACAUCAGAUCUGAAGAUAAUCCAAGUGACUGCGCUUCACGAGGCGUGUACCCAAGCAAACUGGUGAAUCUCACCCUCUGGUGGCACGGUCCGUCACUUCCCGAAACUAAUCUGGAAAACGAACUUCAAACCUCAACUUGCCAUUUCACUACUAACAUCGGGCUAGCGGAAAACGAAGAGACAACCCAAAUGACGAAUCAGAACAACUGGCUGGGCGACAAUUCAAACUCCGCACCGUAA
This is a messenger RNA of Cydia pomonella (codling moth), 3063 nucleotides long. RefSeq lists its product as uncharacterized. The record is from RefSeq and is a predicted model, not a curated record. Bases 1 to 3063 code for a protein of 1020 amino acids. Gene Ontology annotation, molecular function: aspartic-type endopeptidase activity. The transcript has 3 exons. Gene Ontology annotation, biological process: proteolysis. NCBI's taxonomy places the organism in Eukaryota, Metazoa, Arthropoda, Insecta, Lepidoptera, Tortricidae.